Molecule: messenger RNA, 6795 nt
Organism: Podarcis raffonei (Aeolian wall lizard)
Lineage: Eukaryota; Metazoa; Chordata; Lepidosauria; Squamata; Lacertidae
Gene: CTDSP1
Product: CTD small phosphatase 1
Exons: 7
Coding region: 627-1409 (260 amino acids)
Molecular function (GO): RNA polymerase II CTD heptapeptide repeat phosphatase activity
Source: RefSeq, a predicted model, not a curated record
AAAGAUCCUUGGAGAAAUCAGCAGUUUUUACUACGACUAAUCCCGGUGGCGGGGCCCGCGAGCGUCGCCUUGCAAAACGGAAACAGACGAAACACCAGGAUGAAAGCGGCUUUGUGGUCCGAUCCGGGGCGAUCUCAAACUCGGAUCAAACGGAUCCCUCCCACCUCCCCAGAACCCGAAGAGGACAAAAUCCCUCCCUUCCCCUCGGAUGGUGGCCAAGAGGGGUCGCUCCGGAGGCCGCCGCCGCCGGCUAUCCCGGGCGGCCCGCAACCAUUGCCCUUUUAAGGGGUAGCUUGAAACCGCGCCUGGGCUCCAUGUUUGUAUCAGAAAAUCGUGAAGAGGGAACUCCAUGUUGUAACAAAGUUUCCUCCGCCGCUGCCUUUUUCUUUUCCCCCUUUUUUGUUUUGUUUUUCCCCUUUCCCCAUCUCCCCCCGCCCCUCCCCCACCCUUUUAUUUUCCCCUUCCGUUUUCAUUUCCUUUUCUUUUUUAAAAAAGCUCCCCGCCAACAAAAAAAAAACAACCCCAGCACCUCAACAACAAUCUGUUAACUCCUGGAAAAUUCCUCAAAGCGGCGGAGACACAAUUGGAAGGAGGGAAGAGAGAGAGCGCUCUGCCCUUCUGGUCUAAUGGACAGCGGGUCCAUUAUCACCCAGGUUAGCAAGGAAGAGGUGAACACGCCUCUGCAGGAGAAAGGUGCUCAGAACCCAUCACCUUCCAAGAAGCCCAGGAACCGCAGCAUCUUCCAGUCCCUCUUCUGCUGCCUUUGCCAUGACAACUCGGAGCCUAUCCCUGUCAACAACAACGCCCCACUCCUGGUGGAGGAAAAUGGAUCGGUGCCCAAGGCUACUGUCAAAUACCUCCUGCCAGAAACCAAGCCUCAAGAUUCCAGCAAAAUCUGUGUGGUCAUUGACCUGGAUGAGACAUUGGUACAUAGCUCCUUUAAGCCGGUGAACAAUGCAGAUUUCAUCAUCCCAGUGGAGAUUGACGGGGUCAUGCACCAGGUGUAUGUCCUGAAGCGACCACACGUGGAUGAGUUUCUACGACGGAUGGGUGAGCUCUUCGAGUGUGUGCUCUUCACCGCUAGUCUGGCAAAGUAUGCAGACCCCGUAGCUGACCUGCUGGAUAAGUGGGGAGCCUUCCGUGCCCGCCUCUUCCGCGAGUCAUGCGUCUUCCACCGUGGAAACUACGUCAAGGACCUCAGCCGCCUGGGCCGCGACCUGACACGGAUCAUCAUAGUGGACAAUUCACCUGCUUCUUAUGUCUUCCACCCAGAUAAUGCUGUGCCUGUGGCUUCGUGGUUUGACAACAUGGCUGACACGGAGCUCCUGGACCUGCUGCCAUUCUUUGAGAGACUCAGCAAAGUGGACGACGUCUAUACAGUGCUAAAGCAGCACCGGACUAGCAGCUAGUGACCGCAGGGGAGCUUUGGGCAGGGGAGAGGAGAGGAGGGGCGUUUGCCCGUCUCAGCUGCUUCCCUUUCAUUGAGCAGGACAGCCUGCUCCUUCCCUCAGCCUAGCCCCUGGCAGCCUCAACGCACAGUGCAGAGCACAAGAAACCCUGCAGGGGGCAUCAUCAGAGAGCGCUUGUUUCCGUGGUGCAGCAGGACAGGACCCCUCUCUCUCAGUGUCCGAGUGUGACCUUCAUCUCCAGAGAGAGGAAGCCCCUUUCGACGCUGUGUUUUUAACGGUUUGCCCCCUUGAAUAAUGGGCUGAGGAGACUAGGACCUCAGCCCAGUUUUCCCUGCCCCUCUCAUACCAAGUGGGACCAAACCUGUGGUCCUUUCUCCUCUAAUCAAGGGGGGGAAACCAGAACCCUACCCCAUUCCCCUGCCACCAGGUCGGGGGUGCUACACAAGAACCGGUCCCAGGUACCCACUGCAUCUUGCCACUGUUUGCAUCUUCUCCUCCUAUUUCUUUAUUAGGUGUUGAGGCCUAGGUUUCUGGGCUUAUAAGUGUCCCAGCUCUGUUUGUGGUGGUGGCGGCCACUGACUUGACUGGAGGCAGGGAGAGACCCCAGGUGGGAAGUAUCUGAGAGAAGUUGGGAUGGGGAGACGAAAGAGAACAGGCAGGACUCAGGAUAAAGCGGGGGCUGGAAAGAUGUGGGGAAAUACAAAGUGGAUUGAACAUUUAGAGGGACUCUGUUGCAUCUUGUCAAAGAGAGAGGGCAUUUCUGCUUCAGAAAGACAGGCAAAGCUGGUGGGUUUCGGCUGAACGUUUGAGGGGGUCCUAAACUGGAUGCAGCUUAUUUGGCAUUGUUGAAUAAGUUUUCUCCUUUGGGGUGCAUACUGGAUUUGAGUUGUUUCUCCCUCCCCUUGGUGGAGAAAAUCCUGAUUUGGAGAGGAAAAUCCCAAGUUUUACUUAAUGUUUUGGAACUGGUAGCAACCCAACAGAGGGGAAAAAGAGAUACUUGAGGAGCGAGAGGGAAGAAAUUGGUGUGUUUGGGGAGGAGAGAAGCUUUUCUCCACUGAGACGCAAGAUAAAACUAGCUCUGUCAGUUUUGUCAACAGGGCCCUGUGACAGGUGCCUUGAGAGGGGAGGGAGUGACCAAUCCAGUGGUUAUACCAGCCCCAGAUCGCCUGCCUUAACCCCAUCCUUCAUUCUAUCUGGAGAGAAUGCCUGAAGCUGUGAUUUCUUGGAGCAAGAGAAAGAUGGUUCACAAUAUCAAUCGCUAGUAGAGAAGGGGGUCUGAGAUGAGAGAUGGGUUUGUGAAGAUGGCUGAGAGGAAAGUAAGUGCUACUGGUUGAUCUGUGCUAGGGAGGAAGGCCGCCACCUUGAACAAUCAGGUUUGACCCAGAAUAAAUUCUUCAAAGACUCUGAGGCUUAAAAGUGUGGGUUGGUGACACUGACCUGCAGUACCCAUGUAUGACUCACUCCAGUUGUCCUCCUUAAUGCUUUUCUAUAUUCUACGCCAGCCCUGAGCUUUUCUUCCUUCAGCCUCUGGCUUUUCCAAGGCCUAUUCUUCAGCUCCUUCAACUCAGCCCUUCCUGUGAUCAUAAAUCACAUAUGCAUAGGCCAUACAGGGAGAGGGGUCAAUCUCUUUCUCUGCCGCUGUGGGUUUAUUUGUUUUCCUCUUAUGCUGUAGUGCCUUCAAACCUUACAAGGCAUUGAGGUGCAACUCUUGCCUUUGGGCUGUGGUUGGAAUUCUCCUCCUGGACUUUUGAGGCAUGUGGGGGAAAUUGUGCCUUUUGGAAGUGAUGGACCUGUUGGUAUCCUAAAGAGACAAGAGUGGAUGGACACACAAUGCUGGGUUGUGCUGGCGGCUGGCGCCUCUGUUUCCAAUGCUUUGCCGACAGUCCAGCCACUUCAAGUUCCCAAAGGUGGUUUUGGCCAAAAUCAAGCUGGCCGUUCCUUCCCUUUGAACCAUAUUUCCCCCCCCCCACUUUGCCCAGCAGCUUUGACAGCCUGUUUUUCAAAAGGAAAGAGAAUCUUUAAGUCAGAGUAGAAUUGCCUUGGUCCUCUGCCAAUCUGUUCUGCAAGAUAAUGGAUUUGCCUUGGUUUCUUUCCAGUGCCACUCUGAAUUUGCCUUAAAAUGUUUUUUGGAUACAAGAAAACCUUGUGCCUUUUUUUUUUUACUAUUGUUCUUGGCUGUUUUUUUAAGAAAGGACAUGAUGCCAGGGCUCUUCAGAGCCUCAGCCCAUUCAGGAUGGAAUGUUUCAGGAAUGGGGCAGGAUUUGGCUCUCAGUAGCGGCUCCUGGAGUUGCCCAUUGAGUCAGAGCAAAGCGCCAUGCUGAACCUCACUGCCAGGGUGCAAGCAAGCAGUCCUUUGCAGCAAACUAUGACCUUCUAUUUAAAUCUUACUAAAUUGCUGUUGUAACAUAGUUGAAGUACCUCAUCACUGCCAGAUUGGACAUUAUGGGGGAUGCUGGAUGCUUAGAAGCCUUUGAGCAUGGGGUGGCAUUCAUUAACACAGCAGCAGGGAACCUCUGCCCUUCCAAAUGCCAUUGGAUUUCAAUUCCCAUCAGCCCUGGCCAAUGGUCAAGGUAGAUGGGAAUUGCAGUCCAGCAACAAUUGGAGGGCCGUUCCUGCUUCUAGCAGCUACUGCAGGUGUGGGGAGCUUUUGCCCCUCUAGAUGUUGCUGAACUACAACCCCCAGCAUCCCUGGCCAUUGGCCAUGCUUGCAGCACCUGGAAGGCCAAAGCUUCCCCACACCUGAGCUGAUGCUGGAUUUAUCCCUCUGGAAUGUGCAAUGUUUAGUAUUGCCAAAUUUAAAACCAAGCAAUGAGAGCAGGCAGGAGGGAAAUAUCUUUUCAGAAAAAUUUUCUUGUGUAUAAAAGUUUUUUUUUCAGUGGAACAGUAAAAAUAAGACUACCAUAACACACACAUACACCUCCCCUCUCCAUUGAAAUCCCAAGCAUUCCCUAGAAAGAAAAUGUUCUUAAACAAAAAAAAUUAUCCCUCCUUUUUCUUUCCUUUUUGUUUCUUGCAUAUUUGUAGCGUUUAUGCCAAUAGGAUGCAGGAUACGCAUGAUCCAUAGUCGCUCCUUGGGAUGCCUGAGGAAGGUUGCAGGUUCUUACAUGAAAAGCCCUGAUUUGCAUCUCCUCGGCUCACGGAUGGAUCGAAACAGCUCCCCACAGCCCUUCUUUGAAUGUGCAACACAGUUCUCUCAGCAUUUUAAAUGUAUAAAUAGGUAUUUUGAGAGAAAAUGCACAUUUAAAUAUGUAUUUAAAUAGUGAACUUUCAAAUGACUUUUUUAUUUAAAAGCAAGGGUAAAAUCAUGCCAAAGUGGCACAAAACGAAAUAGAGAAGAUUCCUAGGCAUAAUAUCUUUUAAACUAAUCUGUACCAAAGUCAACUGAAAUUAACAACAAAGAGUUUUGUGGUACCUUAGGUGCUAACACUUUGUUGUUUUUACAGCAGUCUAAGAUGCAAACCACUCUUGGGGCUGUGGGGGAAUUGCGGCUGUAACCGAAUGCACCCUUUCUUGAGAGACAUGUUCCAUUUAAUGCAGUGGGGCUUGCUUCUGAUUAAACUUCCACGGAGUUGCUCUGCAUGUCUCUUUGUUUUUGCCUCUGAGUUGAAGUUGCCACAAACACCAGUCUGCUCUACCCAGUGCUCUCCCAUUGGAGUAGCUACAUUUGGCCAAGUUUGUACCAUCCAAAUUGCAUCAAAUUCCACUGGCCUCUCCAGUCUCUUGCAGCGUGGUAUGGCAGAAACUCUUCAUCCUUCUGCACAGAACAUUCAGCAAUUGUUCUAGUCUGGCAGUGUUGAGGUGCUCGUUUACUCAAGGCCGUGAGUCACUCAUGAUCUGCAAUGCCCAACAGACAAAACGCUCCUAGUCUGAGCUUCAUCCAGACAAGCCCUCUGUGUGGGGAGUUGCCCUGUGCAUCCCCACAGAAAAAACAUAUUUUUAUUUUUUACAGAAUGUGGAAAGAAGAAUUUUAACUGGGCACAUUUUUAGAUUAUAUAAAUAUGUAUAAUGUGUAUAUAUUUUAGGAAAAAUGGAAAACAAAAAAACAAUGAAGCGGGAUGGGGGGGGAGGGAAACCAUCUGAGGAUUUUUAUAGCUGUAUUUUUAACAACGUUCCUGGGAGAUGGUGAUUGUUUUUGUGUGGUUGGUUGCCAUUAUUCUUGGUGUAAAAGGUGCGAGUGAUCUUUGCCCAUGAGUGGACACCUCUGUCAGAGAGUAUGCUCCCCCUUCUCCAAAAGCCUGCCGAUUUCCCCUUCCUCAUUUUUAACACAUCAAUAAGCUCAGCAUUAAUUAAGCUUAGUUUGCCAGUAGUUAGGAUAAGACACUUACUUCACCUUUAAUUUGUUUUUCCACCUGCAUCAGAUUAUGGAAGAUCCAAACCUGUUCACAUCUCCCUUUCCCUGUUUUGCUACAGACACAUUCUCUGUUUCUUUCCAUCCACCUCUACCCCCUUCUCACUGGAUGCUAGCUAUUUACACCAAAAAUGAUACUUGCGGAGGCAGUAGCUAGCAAGCCCAUCCUUAACAGGGGAAUGGCUUUUGCUCAAGAGUGAAGCUAUUCUCCUUUUUCCAUUAAAUUGCACCCCUCUCUCCUCUCAUUUAUUUUCUUCGCAGCAAAGGAGAGAGAGUAGAAGAGUACCGGGGAACCUGAAGCCCUCCAGGCAUUGCUGGACUCCGACUCCCAUCAUUCCUGACCAUUGGCAGUGCUGGCUGGGGCUAAUGGGAGUUGGAGUCCAGCAAGAGAGAGUCACAGGUUCCUCAUGCCUGGGGCAGAGAUUCAGUGACAGCGAGCAAGUUCAACGCAGUAUUGGGGAAACUCCAUGCUUUAUUGGGAAAAGUAAAAGCUGAUAACCUUUUCAGUGCCAACCUGGAAACUACAAAGAGCCACAAGUUUUCAACUAGCCAUGUCACUAUGCCUCAUUUUGCCCUCUUGAGUUUUCGGGGGUGACAGAGAAAGUUGUCCCUUCAGAUUCUCACGCCACAAGCUUCUUAUUGAAGCUAUGCCUUACUGCCCUCUGGAAGGUCCUUAAUGCAGGUUGGCAAGGGGUAGAAUGUGGCCCUUCAGAUGUUGCUAGACUACAACUCCCAUCAUCCCUGGCUAUUGGCUGAGGCUGAUGGUAAUUGGAGUCCAACAUGUUUCCCCAUCCCUGCCUCAAUGCCUAGCUCCCCCCCCCCACGAGCGAUUGCCUUUGGAGGAGGAGAUGGAGAUCCUCUCCACUCACACCUGUUCAGACUCAUGCUGUGUAUCUUCUGUUGACCACAAGCUGAUCUUUUUUAACAAAUGGAAGAGAGAGUGUAAGAAAAUCACAAUUCCAGAUCAAAAGUGCCUUUUUGUGUGAUUCAAACUGUAAAAUAAUCUUUAAAGAAAAAAAUUACAAACUCAUGAGAACA